This is a messenger RNA of Glycine soja, 1782 nucleotides long. Its product is annotated as CBL-interacting serine/threonine-protein kinase 6-like. Gene Ontology annotation, biological process: signal transduction; protein phosphorylation. The transcript has a single exon. Bases 191 to 1459 code for a protein of 422 amino acids. NCBI's taxonomy places the organism in Eukaryota, Viridiplantae, Streptophyta, Magnoliopsida, Fabales, Fabaceae. Gene Ontology annotation, molecular function: protein kinase activity; ATP binding. The record is from RefSeq and is a predicted model, not a curated record.
GGAAACCUUGUGCCGCUAAGAGUUGAGGAAUGCAGAGAAAUGAGAAUUGGGCAUUGGCUCAGUCCUUCUGAGGCAGGUGGCGCUGCCAAACGCAGAACCUCCGGCAGAAAUUGCCACCGCAAACACGUGGAAGACGGGUAGUAGUACUCCAUCUCCCAUUCUCUCAUAUUCCCUUUACUAAUUAAAGAUCAUGAACAGCGAGAGACAGUCGACGACGACGACGUUGCUGCACGGCAAGUACGAGCUAGGUCGUGUGCUGGGGCACGGAAGCUUCGCCAAGGUCUACCACGCGCGGAACCUGAAGACGGGGCAGCACGUGGCUAUGAAGGUCGUUGGAAAAGAAAAGGUGAUCAAGGUCGGAAUGAUGGAGCAGGUCAAGAGGGAGAUCUCGGUCAUGAAGAUGGUCAAGCACCCCAACAUCGUCGAGCUCCACGAAGUCAUGGCCAGUAAGUCCAAGAUCUACAUCUCCAUCGAACUCGUCCGCGGCGGAGAGCUCUUCAACAAGGUCUCCAAGGGACGCUUGAAGGAGGACCUGGCCAGACUCUACUUCCAGCAGUUAAUCUCUGCCGUCGAUUUCUGCCACAGCCGCGGCGUCUACCACCGUGACCUCAAGCCGGAGAAUCUCCUCCUGGACGAACACGGCAACCUCAAGGUCUCCGACUUCGGACUCACCGCCUUCUCCGACCACCUUAAAGAGGACGGGCUGUUACACACCACGUGCGGCACGCCUGCGUACGUGUCACCGGAAGUUAUUGCAAAGAAAGGCUAUGACGGUGCCAAGGCUGAUAUAUGGUCAUGCGGAGUAAUCCUCUACGUUCUCCUAGCUGGGUUUUUACCCUUUCAGGAUGAUAAUUUGGUUGCCAUGUAUAAAAAAAUCCAUAGAGGGGACUUCAAGUGCCCACCGUGGUUCUCUCUCGAUGCGAGAAAGCUUGUUACGAAACUGCUUGAUCCGAAUCCGAAUACGAGGAUUUGUAUUUCUAAAGUGAUGGAGUCUUCUUGGUUUAAGAAACAGGUGCCGAGGAAGGUGGAGGAGGUGGUUGAGAAGGUCGAUUUGGAGGAGAAGAUUGAGAAUCAGGAGACGAUGAAUGCUUUCCACAUAAUCUCCUUGUCGGAGGGGUUCAAUUUGUCGCCGUUGUUCGAGGAGAAGAGGAAGGAGGAGAUGAGGUUCGCCACCGCGGGGACGCCGAGCAGCGUCAUUUCGCGCCUGGAGGAGGUGGCCAAGGCGGGGAAGUUUGACGUGAAGAGUAGCGAGACGAAAGUGAGGCUUCAGGGACAGGAGCGUGGGAGGAAGGGGAAGCUAGCGAUUGCGGCGGAUAUCUACGCCGUGACGCCGUCGUUUAUGGUGGUGGAGGUCAAGAAGGACAAUGGGGAUACGUUGGAGUAUAACCAGUUCUGCAGCAAACAACUUCGUCCUGCGCUUAAGGAUAUCUUCUGGAAUUCUGCACCUGCCAGUGCUUGAAUGGUAUAUUAUAUAUAUGAUGUCUGAUUAUUGUUUUACAACACCAUUUGUCGACCUUGUUAUUUUAUUUUGUUUUUGUUUAGGAACUUUGAGUUUUGUUGAUAAGAUCUGUUUGUGUUUUGUUGUUUAAAUUGUUAGUUUGGUACUUGGGGACUGGUUAGUGGGUACUUACUCUCUCUGUCGCCCAGAAUUGUUGUUAAGAGAUGCACACGUUGUGGAUGAUUCUGUCAUGUUUGUGUUUCAAUUAUGAGUGUGUAAUUUGGAGUACUUGUGGGGCUUACUGCGACUUUGUUCAAAGUUACUUUUUACCUUUUUCUUUUCUU